AACGAAACAGUCUUGGGAGUUGUACGGACAAACCUCCUGAUGUGGAUGGGAUGAUUCUGGAGGUGGUAUGAGUGCUACUUGUUCGAGGCAUAUGACCAGCCAGAUCGAUGGUUCAUCUCGCCAGCUGAAGGAUUAAAGUGAUCCCAAGUUGUCGCCUUCUCCUCAUCAUCCUAAUUUUCUAGUGAGAAGAUCCAACGCUUACAACGCUUUCAGAGACAUCAACCAUCAUCCCUCCAUCAUCCAUCGUGCGAAUCAGAAGAGAAGCAAAAAGAGAAAAGAUGUCCGUGCCCUACAUGCGGAAAACUUUGGGAGGUUUAGGAUUGGAAGCAAAGAAAGAGCUCCGAUUUCCAUUUGUUCCAUUUGACAAUGUGAUGGAACUUGUUUUUAUGUCAAGUGCUUGUUGAGUGAUGACCGGAAGAGCUGUUCCCAAGAUUGUAUUCGUCUCACCCAAAGUGCCCGAUCCGUCGCACCAAUUGAUGUACGAGUAGUGUGGUGAAGAAUACCUGAUCCGAGUGAACUUCAACUACAUUUGUGAGGAACAUCACACAAACAUCUGUGUUUACAAUAGUCAUUUCGUGAGUGACGUUUGAACUGCUUCAUUCAGUGAGACGCGAAAUGGAUUUUGUAAAACCUCCCAACGAUUUGGAUCCUCCAUCAGCACCCAAAGGCCGAAAAUGCAAGCCCAAAGUGGUCCUCACAGGUUUUCUGUUAUGCUUGGGUAUAUUCUUCAUUAUUGGCGGCAUUCUAGUCCUGUUCCACUUCCGCGACCUUGUCAAUGGGAUAAUCAAAACGAAAAUUCCCCUUCGGGAGAAUUCCGAAGUCACUCAGGCCUGGCUCAGUCCGCCCAUCAAGCCUCAACUGAAGCUCUAUUUCUUCAACAUGACCAACGUCGAGGAGUUCCUCCUUGGGUCCAAGCCGAAGUUGGUGGAAAUUGGACCAUACGUCUACGAUGAAAUUUGGGAGAAGGUCGAUAUUCGGUGGUACGAACAUGGGGAGCAAGUGGAAUAUCGACAAAAGAAGACGUAUUUCUUCAAUCCGACGGCCUCGAUUGGAACUGAAGGGGACAUGCUCACGUUACCGAAUGUACCAAUGAUCACUGCCAUGGGUGGAAAGAUGAAAUUUGCCGGUCGGCUUGUCCGAUUAGCCUUAGGUUCCAUGUUGGACAUCCUCAAGCAAAAGCCUUUUGUCUCAGUAAGCGUCAAAGACGUGGUUUGGGGCUAUGACCAUCCACUGAUCAAGUUGGGUAAUGAUAUUUUGCCACCCGAGGAGAAGCUCCCGUUUGACCAAUUCGGUUUCUUCGUUGGGAAAAACGCCUCUGCCACAUCUGGCUUGAUCCGAGCUCUUACUGGGAUCCAUGAUGUUCGUAACGUUGGCCAAAUCCUUACUGUUGAUGGGAAAGCUUCACUAGAUAUCUGGAAAGGAGAGCAAUGCAACGAAAUCAGGGGCACUGAUGGCUCCACGUUCCAUCCUGACAUCUCAAAGAACGACACCCUCUACCUAUUCAACAAGGACCUUUGUCAAUCGCUCCCAUUGAUAUACCAGAAAGAAAUUCAGAUGAAUGGAAUUCCAGGGUUUCGAUUUGUUCCUCCGAAGGACGUUUUCAGCACUCCGUCAGAAAAUCCCCAAAACCAAUGUUUCUGCUUGAAUGAAGGAGGGUGUUUGACUCCAUCUGGACUCUUCAAUAUGUCAGCGUGCCAGUUUGGAUCUCCCAUCAUGCUUUCUUGGCCACAUUUCUACCAGGCUGAUCCUCGUCUUCUAGAGACCGUCGAGGGCUUGGCCCCUUCUGAGGAUCUCCAUCAGUUUUUUAUUGAUCUCCAACCAAAACUUGGAACUGGUCUACGUGCAUCCGCCAAAACUCAAGUCAAUCUUGUGAUAAGUGCCGUGGAGGAUAUUAAACCCGCCGAAGGUCUCAGGGACAUUAUUCUGCCCAUGGUGUGGUUUUCCGAUGGGAUUGACGGGAUCGAUGAUCCAGAUACUGUGGCUUUGCUCGAGGCUGCAGUUCACACGCCAGAGACAGUUAGAAGUAUUAUGUAUCCCUUGCUGCUAGUUCUGGGAUCUGUGCUCCUGAUUUUGGUGGCGCUCUAUUUGCUCAAGUCUAGAUGCAACAAUAACGAGCAGGAGUUCGAUGUGAGUGUGAUGCAGAAAUCCAACAACCUCAAUGUGGGACACCGAGGGGAACUGGACGACUUCGCCCUCAAGGCCUACAAGAAUGGAACGCGCUCUCUCCACAGUCGAAAUGGCCAAAUUGACGACGGUUACAUCUAAUGCCUCGCUUCAUCGACUUGGUCAAUUCCUCUCAAGUUGCGCACACUUUCAAAGAGAUUCUUUCAGAUAAUACAAAAAACGAACAUGUGUCAAAAUUAAAA
Messenger RNA from Tigriopus californicus, 2366 nucleotides. Its product is annotated as lysosome membrane protein 2-like. Gene Ontology annotation, molecular function: scavenger receptor activity. Gene Ontology annotation, cellular component: lysosome; membrane; cytoplasm. The record is from RefSeq and is a predicted model, not a curated record. Lineage: Eukaryota; Metazoa; Arthropoda; Copepoda; Harpacticoida; Harpacticidae.